Messenger RNA from Pomacea canaliculata, 1077 nucleotides. Its product is annotated as ribosome-binding protein 1-like. Lineage: Eukaryota; Metazoa; Mollusca; Gastropoda; Architaenioglossa; Ampullariidae. The record is from RefSeq and is a predicted model, not a curated record.
AUGACGGAGAAGUUGAAAGUCAUCUAUGACAUUGACAUGCUAUUUACGGUUUACAGUCAUGUAUGCGUUUUGAUGGCCAAGGGCCAAGGGCCAAGGGCCAAGGGCCAAGGGCCAAGGGCCAAGGGCCAAGGGCCAAGGGCCAAGGGCCAAGGGCCAAGGGCCAAGGGCCAAGGGCCAAGGGCCAAGGGCCAAGGGCCAAGGGCCAAGGGCCAGGGCAAGGGCAAGGGCCAAGGGCCAAGGGCCAAGGGCCAGGGCCAAGGGCGCAAGGGCCAAGGGCAAGGCCAAGGGCCAAGGGCCAAGGGCAGGGCAAGGCCAAGGGCCAAGGGCCAAGGGCCAAGGGCCAAGGGCCAAGGGCCAAGGGCAAGGGCCAAGGCCAAGGGCAAGGGCCAAGGGCAAGGGCCAAGGGGCAAGGGGCAAGGGCAAGGGGCCAAGGGGCAAGGGCAAGGGGCAAGGGGCAAGGGCAAGGGGCAAGGGGCAAGGGGCAAGGGGCAAGGGGGCAAGGGGCAAGGGGCAAGGGGCAAGGGGCAAGGGGCAGGGGCAAGGUUUACAACCAAGCGCCGCCAAUACAACAAGCACCACAGUACAACCAAGCCCGCCCAAAUACACCAAGCACCACCGUACAACCAAGCGCCGCCAAAUACAAACCAAAGCUCGCGUUCACAACCACAGCGCCGCCAAAUACAAGCCAAGCCCACCGCACCCAAGCGCCCAACAACCAACCACAACAACAACCACAACCACAACCAACCACAACCACAAGCACCAACCCAACACAACACCACAACAACCCACCACCAAACCACAAACCAACCACGACCACCUACCAACAACCACACCACAACCACAACCACAACCACAACCAACCACACAAACCACCAACCAACAACCACCACACACCAUCCAACCACAACCAACCACAACUACAACCACAACGAACCACAACCAACCACAACCACAACCACAACCAAACCAACCAACCAACCAACCACAACCACAACCAACCACAACCAACCACAGCCAACCACAACCAACGAACCGCAACCAACCACAACCAUCCGCAACCAACCAAGCUUGUAG